This is a messenger RNA of Staurois parvus, 379 nucleotides long. Lineage: Eukaryota; Metazoa; Chordata; Amphibia; Anura; Ranidae. The record is from the annotation of a GenBank genome assembly.
GUCUUGCUGUCUGCCAGGUCCAGAGUCCUCGACAUGGGGUCCCUGUAACGCCGCCUCUCAUUGCUGCUGUCUCCAGCGCGCACACACUCUGCCAUGUGCCCACUUUCAGGUCUCUCCUUCACACACUGGCUGGUGUGUAAUUUUUGCUAUGGACAUAGGGUGCUGCAAGAUUACUGGCCUCACAUAGCUGCUGCCAGGCCCCUAAUCUGCCAUGGGCCCCUAUAUUACCCCGCCUCCUCAUGCUGCUGCCAAGUCCAGAGAUCUCUCAUGGGUCCCUGUACGGCCUCACCCAUUGCCUGCUGUCUUCCAUCCGCCACACUCUGCUGCCAUGUGCCACUUUCAGGUCUCUUCACACUGCUGGUGUGUUAAAUUUUUUGAC